ACUCUUAUUGUUUUAGGAGCAAGCCAUCCUUGUGUGCAAUCAAUGGAGUCAUUGGUAGCCAACUACGCCUCUUCAGACGAAGAAGAUGAAGCGAAGCGUCCUUCUUCAGAUUCCAAUUCCAGGGCUUCCUAUCUUUUCUCCGCUCUCCCUAAACCCGCACAACCGAGAAAAGCCUCUCUCUACGAUGACGAAGAAAUCCCAAAAUCCGAUAAACCUAAACCCUCCUCUCUUUUCUUUUCUCUACCUGAACCCAAAUCACAAGACUCGGAGCAAUCUGUGUCUAAUCCCUCACCCUCCGAACCAAAACCCAAGAGGGUUGUUCAAUUCAAGCCUCCUAUGAUCCCCUCUUGGGCAAAGUCUGCGAAUUUCGAAGACGAUGACGAAGAAGAUGAGGACCCAAAACAGAGCAAGAGACGCCAAGAACCUGUGCAAGCCUCUUCGGUGAAGUCCUUCUUGUCGAGCAUUCCUGCGCCAAGGAAUUCUACAACCUUGGGUGCUCUUCCAUCGGCCUUGGGUUCUGGACGGAGAGCCAUGGUGGAGAUGGAAGCAAUGGAUUUGACUUUGCGUGAAUCAGGUAUGGAUCAGAGCGUUGGAAAUCAAGAUGGUGUUGUCCAUCAAAAUGAAGGGAAUUAUGUGAAUCAUGCUACGACUUAUGAUGGGAGCUAUGUAUCAAGUACUGAUCAAUAUCCUGGCAAUGGCGAGGCUUCAAGCCAUUGGGGCUACGAGAGCUAUGGUAGUGAUGGAAAUUAUGCUGAUUCGGGGCAAUAUGAGAUUAACUGGGUAGACAGGUCCGUAUCAAUGGUACCAGAGGCUGCAGGAGUAAGUGAAAUUAAAGUGGCAGUGCCGGGUAAGAGGAGGAAGAACGACGUUCCAACUGAAAUAGUAGAGGUGAAGCAAGAUGAGUUAAUGAAGAAUCGGCCAAGAGCAGACCAGGCCAAGUUAACUGGAAUAGCUUUUGGGCCUUCUUACCAGCCUACGUCAACCAAGGGAAAGCCUACAAAACUUCACAAAAGGAAGCAUCAAAUUGGUUCACUAUUCUAUGACAUGAAACAGAAGGAGAUGGAAUUGGCAGAGCGACGUGCCAAAGGCUUCCUAACGAAGGCUGAAACACAAGCGAAAUAUGGGUGGUGAUUUCUUCUGAUGUUUCCUCGCAAAGAUGUUUGCGAUUGAGGUUUAUCUUCCUUCCAGAGAUUGUGAUAUGGAUGUUCUGCUUGUUACUAAAAUUUUAUAUUCAUUUUAUGGCUCUACUGAACACAUCAACUCCGUUAAAAAAACAAGGAACAUUGUUUUCUUACUCGCUGUUUUAAAAAAAUUUCCGUUUGUUCCCUGCU
Tripterygium wilfordii is the source of this 1331-nucleotide messenger RNA. RefSeq names its product proline-rich protein PRCC-like. The transcript is spliced from 2 exons. The record is from RefSeq and is a predicted model, not a curated record. NCBI's taxonomy places the organism in Eukaryota, Viridiplantae, Streptophyta, Magnoliopsida, Celastrales, Celastraceae. Bases 43 to 1131 code for a protein of 362 amino acids. Gene Ontology annotation, cellular component: nucleus.